UACUGCAAUGUGAUAGAACACACGCCCACGAGUGCCUUAUAAACGAAGUGCCUUUAAAACAAACAAUCAUAAUACGAACGAAGCAAACGACCUACGAAUAUUUCAUACGGUACCAAUUGACGCGAUCACACCGCAAGCACCGUCGCCAACGUGACGCGGCAUCAGGGAGCGCGUGGAGAGAGCGCUGCAGUUCAACUGGAGGCGACUGAUUGCCGACACACCGACCCCAGAAAGGAGACGCCACCGCUCGUUUAGCCAGGAGCGUCCGCGGCGCAGAGCUAGCGCGCACUCCUUAGACCUAGAUCCAGAAGACAGACCGCACCAUACUGCUACUAUACACAGAGCCCACUCGCUAAAGAAAAUGGCGACCCUCUCCUUGAAAAUCUCGCUAGACGGCGGGAAAGUCGUGAAGACUAUACAGUUCGAGCCGUCGACCACAGUGUACGACGCUUGCCGAGUCAUACGCGAGAAAAUAUUGGAGGCGAACGUUAGCGAGCCCAAAGAGUACGGUCUCUUCCUCGCGUCAGAAGAAGACAACAAGAAGGGAAUAUGGCUGGAAGCGUCGCGCAGCUUGGACUACUACAUGUUGAGGAACGGAGACGUGCUAGAGUACAAUAAAAAGACCAGGAAUCUCAGGGUCAGGAUGUUGGACGGUACUGUGAAGACCCUACUCGUGGACGACAGCCAGAUCGUGGCGAAUUUGAUGGUGGUUAUAUGCACCAAGAUCGGCAUCACCAAUUAUGAUGAGUAUGGCUUGGUCCGUGAAGAGCAGAAAGAGGAGUGCGACCCGUGCGACAAGCCGCACUACGGUACACUGACCCUCAAGCGGCGGCACCACGACCGCGAGCGCGACGUCAAGAUGGACCAGCUGAGGAAGAAGCUCCGAACUGACGAUGAAGUGAACUGGGUGGAGCCGGCCAAGACCCUGCGCGAACAAGGCAUCGACGUGUCGGAGACGCUGCUGCUGCGCCGCAAGCUGUUCUUCUCCGACCGCAACGUGGACUCGCGCGACCCCGUGCAGCUCAACCUGCUCUAUGUGCAGGCUAGAGACGCCAUCUUGGAUGGCACGCAUCCUGUCACGCAGGACAAAGCCUGCGAGUUUGCUGGGAUACAAUGCCAGAUCCAGUUCGGAGAUCACAAGGAAGACAAACAUACACCCGGAUUCCUUGACCUAAAGGAGUUCCUGCCGUCGUCGUACGUGAAGGUGAAGGGCAUAGAGAAGAAGGUGUUCAAGGAGCACCGCAAGCACGCGGGGCUCAGUGAGCUCGACGCCAAAGUGCUGUACACCAAGAGCGCCAGGGACCUCAAGACCUACGGCGUGGCCUUCUUCUUGGUCAAGGAAAAAAUGAAAGGCAAGAACAAGUUGGUCCCCCGCUUACUCGGCGUGACCAAGGACUCUGUGCUCCGCCUGGACGAGAAGACCAAGGAGAUCCUGCAGACCUGGCCGCUCACCACCGUGCGCCGCUGGUGCGCCAGCCCCAACACCUUCACCUUGGACUUCGGCGACUACAGCGACCAAUACUACUCCGUCCAGACCACCGAAGCUGAACAGAUCCUGCAAGUGAUCGCGGGCUACAUCGACAUCAUAGUUCGUAAACAGCGAGCAAAGGAACACCUCGGCAUCGACGGCGAUGAGGGCUCUGCUAUGUUGGAAGACUCUGUGUCGCCAUCUAGAGCCAACAUAAUCCAACACGACACGUUCAAAUCGGGCAAAGUCAGUACGGAAUCUGUCGCUAAGCCCGCGGUGCACCGGCCGGGAGCUGAAGGCGCGAAGCCGUUCGCGCUGUCGCACGUGACGGGCGCCCAGCAGACGACCGUCUCCGGACAAGUCAUCACCGGCCACACGCCCCCCGCUGCGUCGCAAGUCCAACAGACCAAAGUGACGUCGGUCCUCACGGAGCCGCAGCGAGCGCUGCUGACCACCAUCACCAGCGGCCGGGAGGUCAUCAAGCGGAGCGAGGAGACGCUGGCCAGGGCGUCGCUCCCGGACCUGGGUCAAGACGCGACGUCCAUCAAGUGGAAGCAGGUGACGAUGGACACCAACAAGCAGGUCGUGACCUCACAGAUCGCCGCCAUGAACGCGGCCACUGCGCAAGUCGUCACUCUCACUUCCGGUCCGACAGAAGAGGUGGACCAUACAGCAGUAGGAGCAGCAAUCACUACAAUCACCUCGAACCUGCCCGAAAUGACCAAAGGCGUGCAGAUGAUAGCCGCGCUCAUGGAGGACGACAACGGAGACAGGUUGUUGGACGCGACCAGGAGACUAUGCAGUGCUUUCAGUGAUCUGCUGCGCGCCGCCGAGCCUGAGACCAAGGAACCUCGCCAGAACCUCCUGAACGCCGCCUCUCGUGUCGGCGAAGCGUCCACAAGCGUCCUCCACACGAUCGGCAAGGAAACCGAACAGGACAAGGAAACACAGGACAUCCUCCUCUCACUGGCCAAGGCCGUGGCGAACACCACCGCAGCUUUAGUGCUCAAGGCUAAGAACGUCGCUGGACAAUGCAAGGAUUCCCAACAGCUGCAGAACAACAUCAUCGCGUGCGCCACCAACUGCGCCCUCAACACCAGCCAGCUGGUCGCCUGUGCUAAGGUGGUGGCUCCAACGAUCCACAACCCAGCGUGCCGCGAACAGCUGUUGGCGGCCGCGCGACAGGUCGCUCAAGCGGUCGACAAACUAGUCGAGGCGGCGAAACUGGCGCCCGAUCAAGUUGGCCUGGAACAACUGACUGCUGCAGCGCAGAGAGUGACGCACGAGUUGGAGAGAUUGCUGGCGCAUUGUGAUGCCCAACGCGCGACAGCGACUGUGUCCGAGCGCACAGUGGAGUCAGUGAUGUCGGCGAGUGAGCGGGUGCUGGUGUGCGGGGACUCCGCCGACAUGGUGCGCCACGCGCGGCUGCUGGGGCAGGCCACCGCGCAUCUCAUACAGGACAUCAAGACGGAGGCAGAAAGCCAGCCAUCCGAAUCUCAGCGCAAACUUCUGGCGGCCGCGAAAUUGUUAGCGGACGCUACGGCCCGAAUGGUCGAAGCUGCGAGACAGUGCGCUUCUUCUCCGCAGGACCGCGAGAAACAAGACGCGUUACGUCGCGCCGCCGAGGAGCUGCGGUACAUCACCGCGGACUACGCGCAGGGACAGGACGUCGUCGGCUCACAGGUCGCGAGGCUCCAGGACAGCGCCCGGCAAGCAGCCUCGAGCGCCACGCAGAUGAUCACAGCGUCGCAGCACGCUCUGCAACACAUCACCAACAAAUAUUCACAGGAGACACUGUCAAGUGAAUGUCGGUCUCUGGGCGAAGCCUUACCGCCUCUGAUGGACGCCUCGUCCACGCUGCAGCCGGCCUCGCCCGCCUCUCAGCUCGACCUUAUAUCUGCGUCCGAGGCGUUCUUACAGCCGAGCGGACACGCGAUCUCAGCGGCCCGCGGCGCCUUGCCGACAGUGUCGGACGCGGUCGCCGCGAGGAACUUGGCUGACACUGCGCAUCAGUUCACUGGACAAUGUGCUGAUCUCAGAUCGGCGGUGUCCCGCGCGAGGAUAUCGUGCAAAGGAUUGGAGAUAGACGCGGCGGCGGAGAUCAUUCGCUCGCUGCAGGACGAGCUGCUGGAGCUGGAGAGGGCCGCCAAAGCCUUGGAGUUGAGACCGCUGCCCGAACAAACGUUGGAGUGGGCGAGUAUGCGGAUGCAGACAGCAGCGCGCGGCUGCGGCGCGGCGACAGCGCACACUGCGGCCGCCGCGCGACGCGGGGACUCCAGCGGCGCUGCGCGUGCGCUGCCUGCGCUCGCCGCGCAGCUGCGGCUCUUCCAUCGCGCCGGCGCCGCGCUCCUCGCGUUCACCGGCCACACUCCGCAGAUAAUAUCCUCGAGCCGCGAGGUGCUGCAGCGGUCGCUGUCGCUGGUGGAGGCGGUGAGGGCGGAGCCGCUCGACACCGCCACCAUCGUCUCCAUUGCCAAGGACAUUUCCCACGGCUUGGAACAAACGUUGGAGGCUGUGCCGUCGCACGCGGAGCUGGAUCUGGCCGCGGAGACCGUCAGCCAGACGCUCUCCAUCCUCCACAGCGGGGAGUUCCCGCCGCAUUCACACAGGACUUACAGUGAACUCCAAUCGGAGUUGAACACGGCCGCGGUUGGUCUAAGCAAUGCGUCGUCCGAUGUCGUCUCCAACAUCAAUCAUCGUGAACAACUCGCCGACAGUUGUUCAGCCUUCGGACAACAGUUCAACAGACUGCUAGGAGUUUGCAUGGAGAUGACUGGCAGGACUGAGGACCAAGAAACACGCACGGUGAUGGUGAACUCGAUGAAGACAGUGACAGUCAACUCGUCCAAACUCCUCUCCACCACCAAAUCUGUUAGUCAGGACCUCACUCGGCCGAACGCCAAGAACCAGCUUGCGACUGCGGCCAGGGCGGUCACGGAGAGCAUCAACCGACUUGUGGACGUGUGUACCGAAGCUGCGCCGGGACAGAAGGAGUGCGCGGCCGCAGUGCGCAGCAUCGAGAGCACGCGGCCGCUGCUGGACGCGCCCAGCCAGCCAAUCAACGAACUCGGAUAUUUCGCCUGCUUGGACAGCGUUGUGGACCAAAGCAAGGCUUUGAGUGAAGGUAUGUCGGGCAUGGCGGGCGCGGUCAAGCGAUCUGAACACGAGGGUUUCGCGCGCUCCGUGGCGGCCGUGGCCGGCGCUGUGCAGGGCCUGGUCGAGUCCACGGCUCAGGCUGCUUACUUGAUGGCGGUGUGCGACGAGAGCAGCGUGUCGGGUCGCGCAGGCGCAGUGGACCAGGCGGCGGUCGCGCGCGCGGCGCUCGCUAUCCGCCGCGCCUGCGCCGCGCUCGCCGCGCCGCGCGCCGACCAGCAUCAGGUGUUAUCAGCGGCAACAGUAAUAGCCAAACACACAUCGGCGCUGUGUAACGCGUGCCGUGUGGCGUCCGGCAAGACCGCCGACCCGGCGGCCAAGCGGCACUUCGUUCAGGCGGCCAAGGACGUGGCCAACUCCACUGCCGCCCUCGUCAAGGAAAUCAAGGCUUUGGACACUGAUUAUAGUGAGACAAACCGCGCCAAAUGCGCCGCGGCCACCGGCCCCCUGUCGGAGGCGGUGCAGAGCCUGUGCCAGUUCGCGGACAGCCCGGAGUUCGCGUCCGCGCCCGCGCGCUUCCCGCCCGCCGCGCGCCGCAGCCAGGACGCCGUGCUGCGUUGUGGCAGGGACAUAAUAUCCGGUUCCUGUUCGAUGCUGGAGUCGGCGCGGGCACUGGCGCUGGCGCCGCAGGAGCGGGAGCAGUGGCAGCAGCUUGCCGCCCACAGCAAGACCGUCUCCGACAGCAUCAAGUCGCUGGUCACCAACAUCCGCGAGAAAGCGCCGGGACAGCGGGAGUGCGCGGCGUCGCUGGAGACGUUGUCGCGGCUGCAGCGCGACCUCGACCACGUCUCCAUCCAGGCCGUCAGCCAGCAGCUGCCGCCCAACAGGUCCAACACUCUGCAAGGCUACAUGGAACAGAUAGAGAACAGUGCGACAGAGAUGGAAGAGCGCGUGGAGCCGCUGCGCGCGGCCGCCGUCAGCCGCGCCGAGAAUCUGGGACACGCCGUUGUUCAACUGAUAUCGUACGCGGAGCCCCUGAUCAAUGGCAGUGUGGGCGCCGCAUCCAACAUAACAGAGUCCAGCACGCAGGCCACACUGCUGCAGCACUCCAGGACGGUGCUGGAGACAUUGACUCUGUUGGUGCAAGCGGCCAAGGCCGCUGCCGGCAAUCCAAGGGCCGUGUCAGCUCACGGGGAGUUAACAGCGCAAUGCUCACUGACUCGUUCAGCACUGAGCGAGUUGCUCAGCUGCGUGAGGUCGCUCAGCGCUGAGAGAGGGGCUAUCGGCCCAGCGUUGGAGCAACUGGCGCGUGCGCAGCGAAAACUGCAAGACCACAGGAUGUCCCUUCUGGAAUCUUAUGAUGAGAACGAUUCGUUCGUCGAUUACCAGACUCGCAUGGUGGGCGCUGCCAAGGAGAUCGCUCGCCUGGCCGCCGAUAUGACUGCGAAAUCGGCAACCGACCCGAGCCGCCUGGUGGCGCUCGGCAACGAGCUGUGCCAGCGAUAUGAACAAUUAGCGCAAGACAGUGUCGGAGCUUCACACACCACUUCCAACGCCGACGUCGCCGACAGAAUCCGCGCGACCGUGGUGGAGCUGGGCGAGGCGUGCGCUGAGCUGAUCCGCGCGGGCGGGCAAUGCCGGCUGGCGGCGACGCCGGCGCUGCCCGCCGCCGCCAGGGCUGUCUCCGAGAAGGUGGUGUCGGUGCUGGGCGCGCUGCAGGAGGGCGCGCGCGGCACGCAGGCCUGCAUCGACGCGGCCGCCACCGUCUGCGGCAUCAUCGGCGACCUCGACACCACCAUCCUCUUCGCCAGCGCCGGUACUCUCCACUCUGAAAAGGAAAAUGACACCUUCUCGGACCACCGCGAGAACAUUCUCAAAACUGCCAAGACUUUAGUGGAAGAUACGAAAACAUUAGUGGGGGGCGCGGCCGGCACCCAGCAGCAGCUGGCUGACGCGGCCGCCAGUGCUGUUAACACUAUCGUGUCCCUCUGCGAAGUGGUCAAACAGGGCGCUAUGUCGCUCGGCUCCGGAUCGGCUGAGCCGCAAGUGAUGCUGUUGCACUCGGCCAGAGACGUGGCCGCCGCUCUGAGGGACCUCAUAGCCGCCACGACCGCCGCCAGCGGGAAGCACGUGCAGCACAACGACAUGCAGCGGCUGAAACACGCGGCCAAGCGGCUGGAGAAGCGUUGGAGUCUGCCCCCCCGCCCCUCGACUAUGCCGAAACCGAAACGACGCUCAGUCAACAUUAACUUGCGAUCCGACUACAACUCCUGCGACUCUGAGACCGAUUUUUUCCAAUCUGACCAAGAAGACGAACUUAUUAAGCUCUUAGACUAUUCCAGUCAGGACGAUGAUGUCUCUCCUAGUGUUUUUCAUGACAAUUGUGAGGAAAUCAUCACUUAUAUUGAAGGUCUUAUGAGGAAAGCACCUAGAAGAAUGCCUAAAGAUGACGACUUGAAUGAAAGAUAUAAUACUGCGGCGAUGAACAGCUUAGUCGACAUGGAUUGGAGAGUUCUUAAGUAUGGAGAGAAUAUAUUCCUGGGUGAAGUUAAGAAGUUAGUUGAUUUGUUUAUAGAAUUGGACGAUAGAGCUGUUAUUAAAAGAAAGAGGGAUAAAUUAAACAGAUUGCGGGUCAAUAAUGAUUUGGAUAAUGAAAUGAAGAGGCUGUCGCAAGUCAUUGAAGAUUUAGACUCAGAAUUUGUCACUGAUGAGGAUAAUAUAAAAACAACAACAAAAACAACUAUACAGACAAUAGUACCAGUGAAGAAACCUAAGGUUGAUGAUAAAUCUCUUAAAAUUAAAACACCAGUAUUUAAAAUUAAGAAAGUUAGACCAGUAAAUUUGAUAAUAAACUUUGAUGUCAAACAACCCAAUGAUAGUACUGUAGAACCGAUGAAAAUGCUAAGUCCAGAGCAAAAGCAGAAAGAUGAAUCAAUAGAAAUUAUUAUCAAACCUGAGACGAAAGAAAUCAAAAGCGAAUUUUGGAAUCUAUUCAAAGAUGACAAAGAUUGGUGGAAGGCUAUAGCUGAGAGGAAAAAGAAAAAGAUGGAAGAAACUAGACGCGAGUUGGAGAGAUUUAGCGGCCAUGAAUUGGUUUUAGGAGAUUACCAGACAGAGAUAGAUAGAUAUGAAAGCGAGAAAGAAACGUUACAGGAGUUUAUCGAUGAUGUCGAUAGAUCUAAAACUGUAAACGUAGAUAUGGAAUACGACAAGAAAUAUGAAGAUAUUGUGCUAAAAUUAAUUGCAUUUGCUAAAAAAGAUUUCGUUUACAAAGGCUUUGAUCCGCUGAUUGAGAAACUAAAAGCGCUAGCUAACGUUCAGAUUGAUAGAAGAAAAAAGGUUGAUAUAAAAGAUAUUGUAAACAUUUAUACACAGAUAGACAUAUCCCAAUACACAUACGAAGAAUUGUGUCUUUUAGAGAAAUAUUACAAAGAAAUUAUAAGGAAAUACAAAAAAGAGACAAUAAACAAAGAAAAUGUAAUACCAAGAGACGAAAGAUCACCGAGUUUAAUUAGGGAAAUUGAAACCCGAUCCGCGCCGCCGUCUUAUCACAAAAAUGUCAUACUAAAUCUCCACUCAACCCAAAAUCUAUCGAAAAACACAAACCAAUACUCGAGCACAAUAAUCACGAACGGCGACUCUCUAAAACGGAACGAAACUAACAAGCUAAAUCAAAGAAACAACACUGAAAUAUUCGACUUAACCCGGACAUAUCCUAUAGAAUAUUACGCUAACAACUGGUGGUCUAUUUACGAAGAUGUGCUAAAAAGUCGCGAGCAACAAUUCGGUUCGAUCGACAAUUGGUGGAGUUUUUACGAAGCGAUACUUAAUAAGAAAGAAACGAACGAUGAAGAGUUGAAAAGAUUGCGUGCUGUGGUGCGUUUUAGAAACGAGCUGAGGUCUCGACCGAACAGUCGUGUGGAGGAACAACUGAAGAUGUUGGAUGAAGUAGACAACAGCAAGUUUCGGGAAUGCGAAGACACGAAGACAGAUAGGAGCGAAUCGGUAAUGGUGACCAACGUAACGUCGCUGUUGAAGACAGUGAAGGCGGUUGAAGACGAACACACAAGGGGCACAAGAGCUCUGGAGUCCACUGUGGAAGCUAUAUCGCAAGAGAUUGAGGUUCUAAUGUCAGGCACCCCGCCCAAGUCAACCGCCACGCCAGAAGAGCUGAUCCGCUGCACUCGCCAGAUGACGGUCGCCACGGCGCGGGCGGUGGCGGCCGGCAACGCCAGCAAGCAGGACCAGCUGACGGCCGCCGCCAACCUCGGCCGGAAGACUGUGGUGGAUCUUCUCAGAGCUUGCAAGGCCGCAGCCCACGCAGCCGAGACGCCCGAACUCCAAACCCGGACCCUGGAGGCAGGCCAGUCCGCGGCGUUAGCCUAUAGAGCGCUGCUGUCCUGUGUGCUGUCAGCCAGCACCGACCCCAGCGCGAGACAGCACUUCCCGGAACUAUCGAAACGGGUGGCCGUCACUGUGCAGCAUAUUAUUGCUACGGCCGAACUUCUCAAAGGCUCCGACUGGGUGGACCCCGCCGACCCGACGAUCAUCGCGGAGACGGAGCUGCUGGGCGCCGCAGCCUCCAUCGACGCGGCCGCGCGCAAGCUCGAGGCGCUGCGUCCGCGCAAGGCGGUCGCUGUGCAGGAGGCGGACGAGAGCCUCAACUUCGACGAGAUGAUCCUGGAAGCCGCGAAGUCGAUCAUCACGGCCACGUCCGCGCUCGUCCGCGCCGCCUCCGCCGCGCAGCGGGAACUUAUUGACCAGGGCAAGGUCGCCCGUCGUCCGACCUCCUCGUCAGACGACGGCCAGUGGUCCGAGGGCCUCAUCUCCGCCGCGAGACUGGUCGCAGCCGCGGCUCACUCAUUGGUAGAGGCUGCCAACGCCUUAGUCCAGGGAGUGGGCUCUGAAGAACGGCUGAUCUCCAGCGCGAGACAAGUGGCAGAGUCCACUGCGCAGCUGCUAGUGGCUUGUAAGGUGAAGGCCGACCCGUCGUCGGAGUCGACGCGGCGGCUGCAGGCGGCCGGCGCCGAGGUGAUCCGCUCCACCGACAACCUCGUGCGCGCCGCGCGCGACGCCAUACACUGCGAGGACGAGCGCAGCCUCGUGCUCAACCGCCGCAUGGUCGGCGGCAUCGCGCAGGAGAUCGACGCCAGAUCGGAAGUCCUCCGCAUAGAGAAGGAGCUGGAGGAGGCCCGGGGUCGCCUCACCGCCAUCCGCCAGGCGAAGUACAAGCUGAAGACGGACGCUUCCGGGGACGAGACCGAUGACAUGAUGGGGUACAGCAGCGACGCCUCCACGCAUCAUAAAUUCGCGAAAACGCCAAACAGCAGUUACGUGAACACGACAUACAGUCCAAACUCGACGUACACAACACAAAACGCAACAAACACAACACAGAAUCUAACCCAAAACUCUUCGUACAACGCUCAAAACCAAUCAGCAAAUUCAUACAACCAAAACUCUUAUACACAAAAUCAGACAACGCAAAAUACGUCUUACGGGCCCACGAAUACGGCUCAGAGUCCCAAUGGGUACUUCAGAGAAGAGAAGUACACGGUACAAAGUCCGACGUUCACAAGUUUCCGCCCCGAAGAGCCCAAACAGAACUACGAAGGAUUCACAACUCGAAAUCCAACACGAAACGACAGAACGAUGAUGAUAAAGAAUAAUAGAAGCAUGACUGAGGAAGUGGUCGUGAAAGCGCUACAUCUGCCCGAAGUUAGGACUGCGGUGCUCGUGUCGGAGCACCCGUGGACGGCGGAGCGGGUUAGGCCUCCGCCCCCGCCGCGACGGAGGGAUAAUUACGAAACCCGAUUGUACGACACGCCCCGCCCCACCAACGAAUAUAAGGAAGAGAGGUUCGAAUCUGCACAUUACCAGAAACAGGAACAAAAAUAUGGCUACGACACACCGAAAACACCGUUAAGCCCAAAAUUUAACGCGCGCGAUCUGAAAUUCGACGACAAGGAACCUAUCUAUUCUACUCUUAAAAAACCCACCACACCGAAAUCACCAUUCGAUGGCGUCGGUCAAAGCUUUACUGAACACCAACAAUCAACUGAAGCUAUACCAGGAGGUACUAAACACUCAGAGUUCACCAUAAAGAGCGAAUCGUACCAAAGCUAUCCGAAAACAGAAUUCUUCAAGACCGAAUCGAGACAAGAAGUCAAAUCUCCAUUCACGACUUCCACUCCAGCCAAAUCGACUGAUUUGGUCAAAGCGGCCACCCCUGAUUACGACAGAAUUUCGUCUCCGUACGGCAAGGAAACUUACAGUUACGGAGGUCCCAAUUAUACAGAAGAAACGACGACGGAAGUCAAAGAAAUACCUAAUGGCACUCAGAAAGUGACCACGACAAAAAUCUACAGCUCCUCCCCAGUCAAUAUAACUAGUACAAACACGAAAUACGAACCGAUCAAAUUGGAGGGAAUCGAUGAACUGUCAAAGUCGUUCGAUAACGACUCCCGCUACAGCACUCUGGACUCUCGGUUCAACACUUUAGAGUCCAAAAUCAGUUCUGACACAAGCCGCUCUUUUAUGAGGCCUUCGGAAUUCAAAUCCGAAUUUACCAGUACUUCGACCGUGAAAAAGCCAUCGGAUUUGGUGAAAGAGAUAGAUAGUAUGGACAAAAAGUUUUCUAAGCAGACCAUUACAUCGGAAACCAUCGAAAAGAAAUCUGUGAUGACGAGUUCCCAUAAGUCGGAAACCAGCUCGACUGUGACAAAGAAAUUCGGCAAUUUUUAAAGCAAAAUAGUGACGGUGUCUUCGACAAAAGUUGCCUGAUUCGUCAUUUACUCUUGCUACGUAUUAUUAUUAUUAUAAUACACGUUUUAGAGUUGACGUGCCUUAAUUUGCGAUUUUUGAAAUAUAUAUUUCAAGCAUAUACUUAAUAAGCGAUGCCCGCGCAAGCGAUUCGUCCACUGAAGGUAUUGAAACACCAAUUCGAUAGAUUUAGAACACAUAGUAUAUUAUAUAAUAUAGCUAUUAACAUAAGAUAGUAUAUAGUGUAUAUUUUUACGCCCCUGUAUAUUGUGGCAACUUUAUUUUUCUUAAUAUAUCGUAAUUAUGAUAUGUUUAAUUAUCUGAUAAAGGAUGUGGUAAAUUCUACAAAGGAGUGCCGCGUGGGCUAAAUACUGUGUCUUAUUAAAUAACUUUUGAAAUUAAUGUAAUAUUCUGUAAUAAUUGUAACUUAUACAUUUAAAUUAAAUGUAACCCUUUUUAGUAAUACUAAAUACUAUAAAAUAAUUAUUGCAUAAUAUUCGAUGUAGUUUUUAUACUUAAUCUGUACUUGUAGGUUAAGUAUGUACUCGUAUAAAGGCACUGUCAAUGUCAGAAAACCAAAUAAAAAUACUAAUUAUUUUUAUUGUUUACUUAAUUUAUGGUUCGGAUUUGAUUUCUUAUUGAUUUGUUAAUAUUUUCUGAGAUUUUAUUUGACUUAGUGGUAGUUUAGACUUCGCCUCGAGGCGCUGUACCGUAUGAAAUAUUGUAUGUAAUAAACUUACUGAUUAAA
This is a messenger RNA of Plodia interpunctella (Indianmeal moth), 12071 nucleotides long. RefSeq names its product rhea (gene rhea). Gene Ontology annotation, molecular function: structural constituent of cytoskeleton; actin filament binding; integrin binding. Gene Ontology annotation, cellular component: cytoskeleton; ruffle; focal adhesion. Bases 362 to 11305 code for a protein of 3647 amino acids. Gene Ontology annotation, biological process: cell-cell adhesion. The transcript has 64 exons. The record is from RefSeq and is a predicted model, not a curated record. Lineage: Eukaryota; Metazoa; Arthropoda; Insecta; Lepidoptera; Pyralidae.